UUCGGUUUUGGCAGUUGGGGCUGCCGUUGAAGGAAGAGAGGUGGUUUCAGUGCGCAGGCGCGAGUGCUCUGUUCGUUUCUCGCCUUGUGAGUAACCUGCGCAGUAGCCGCGAGCGAGCGAGUGAGUGACCUUCUGGCGCUGCUUGGGGACUCGGAGGGGUACAUCAGAUUGGCUGCUGGGAACACUUUGAAAUGUUGUCCGUAAUGAAAUUAAUGUUAACACUCUUUCUUUCUGGAAUUCUAGCCUGUUAUGGUGGAAAUGCUAACUACAAUUCAAUACUCCUGGUGUCUUUUGAUGGUUUCAGGGCUGACUAUCUGAAAAACUAUAGACUUCCUCAUCUCCAGGAGUUUAUUGAGGAUGGUGUGUUGGUAGAACAUGUUACAAAUGCUUUUAUUACAAAAACUUUCCCAAACCAUUACAGCAUAGUGACAGGCUUAUAUGAAGAAAGCCAUGGCAUUGUGGCUAACACAAUGUAUGACGAAGAUACAAAGAAGAAGUUUUCAGAGCAUAAUGAUACAGAUCCUUUCUGGUGGAACGAGGCAACUCCUAUUUGGGUGACAAAUCAGCAGCAAGAGAAUACAAGAAGUGCUGCUGCAAUGUGGCCUGGUACUGAUGUAAAAAUUAACAACACAGUACCUCACUUUUUUAUGAAGUAUAAUCAUUCAGUAACAUUUGAAGAGAGAAUGGAGAACAUUACUAUGUGGCUGAACAACUCUAGCCCACCAGUUACUUUUGCUACACUCUAUUGGGAAGAACCAGAUGCAAGUGGGCAUAAAUAUGGACCAGGAGAUAAAGAAAACAUGAGAAAAGUGUUAGAACAAGUGGAUAAUCAGAUUGGUUCACUUAUUUAUAAACUCAAGGCAUUGGGAUUGUGGGAGAACAUUAAUGUCAUAAUUACAAGUGAUCAUGGAAUGACCCAGUGUUUCCCACACAAGCUGAUUAAACUGGAUGACUGCAUUGGCCGUGGUAACUACACUCUAGUGGACACGACACCAGUUGCUGCAAUACUGCCAAAAAACAACAAAAAGUAUGUAUAUAACUUACUGAAAAACUGCAGCACUUCCAUGAAGGUGUAUCUUAAAGAAGAGAUUCCAGACAGGUUUCAUUACCAUCACAAUAAGCGCAUUCAACCCAUAAUUCUGGUUGCGGAUGAGGGCUGGACAAUUGUACAAAAUGGGUCACUUACAAAAUUAGGUGACCACGGCUAUGACAAUGCUCUCCCAAGCAUGCAUCCAUUCCUGGCUGCUCAUGGGCCUGCUUUUCACAAAGGCUACAAGCAAAACACAAUAAAUAAUGUUGAUAUCUACCCAAUGAUGUGUUACAUCCUCGGAUUAAAACCUCAGCCCAAUAAUGGAACCUUUAGUAACAUCAAGUGCUUGUUAGUUGACCAGUGGUGCAUAAAUCUCCCUGAAGCAAUUGGAAUAGUUGUAGGUGUCCUCCUAGUGUUAACUACUCUGACCUGCCUUAUAAUAAUCAUGAAGAAUAGAGUGUCCUCUCCACGUCCAUUUUCCCGACUUCAGCUACAAGAGGAUGAUGAUCCCUUAAUUGGAUAGCAGAUGUAGGAAGUCUUAAUCUCACUACUACAUAGAUAUUAGGGUCUGGAAGUAAGUGGUAUGUUUAAUCUGCAAGUUUGCUGAUCAUUCUAUAAUGCACUUUAAACAGUACUCAUUUAAAAUUGCCUAAGAUGUACAGACAAAAACCCGUUGAACUGUUUGCCUCUGCAUCUUGACUAACAAUUCAAUGGCACAAGAUUCACAAAAUCUACACUGAAAGGAUCCUGUGUUGCCUACUGGAAAAGGUAUUUAACAAGACAAAGCUGUUUUGCAUUUGGGUAUUUACACACUUGUAAAAUAAAAUCAGUUAUAAACUAGGC
Messenger RNA from Chelonoidis abingdonii (Abingdon island giant tortoise), 1873 nucleotides. Lineage: Eukaryota; Metazoa; Chordata; Testudines; Testudinidae. The record is from RefSeq and is a predicted model, not a curated record.